Molecule: messenger RNA, 6795 nt
Organism: Branchiostoma belcheri (Belcher's lancelet)
Lineage: Eukaryota; Metazoa; Chordata; Leptocardii; Amphioxiformes; Branchiostomatidae
Molecular function (GO): calcium ion binding
Source: RefSeq, a predicted model, not a curated record
CCGGACCCCGCUCCCCCAGACUUCUCCUGUACCUACCGAACACCCAAGUCCGGAACCCGUCGGUCGACUGUGGUGUUGGUGGAAGAUCUGAAAACUUUGUGGGCAUCUGGCCAGGGACAACACGUCAGUUGCCCCGAAGACUACGACGAUUGUUCUGUGUCUGUCUGAUCGAUAGAACCUAAACAUGUGGCAAGGAUUUCUCUUGUGUUUGUGCUGCAUAAUUGCGGGGGCAGCAGCCGCGCCCAGCAAACAUUCCCGCUCAAAGAGGGCGGUUCCCGCCAUGGUGGCAGACGCAGCCAAGGACGUGGCGGGGAAGGUUGUGGACCGGCUGGGUGACAGGAUCGCGGAGGGAGUGGUGGAGAACCACCAGGCGAAGGUGGUGGGUUCCCUGGAGGAAUACUUCUCGGGACAGUUCGACCAGGCCGAUCAGGCGUUCGAUGACGUCUUGGCUCGCAGCGGAAACCUCCUGGCAGGUGUUCAAGGAGUCGAGGAGGCCAGGCUGAUGCUGACACACGGCAGAGGGACCAACACAGGCGACACCUUCGCACCCGCCAGUCAGGAGAUGACCCUAUCCUUCGAUCACGUGGACGAUGACGAUGAGGAACAGGACAGCUCAGAAUCGGGUACUGCUCCCCACGCCUACCCAGGGGGCAUCGGGACGGUGAUGAUGAACGGCUGCUUCAACUCCGGCUAUCAGGAGGGAGACCCCUGCUACGAGGCGCACGUGCCCAUAGAAGCCUGUGCCAACAUCAUCGACGGAGCAACCUUCCUUGGCGUUGGCUAUGACGGACGAGGAGACUACUCGACUGACUCUAGGAAGAAGAGCCUCGUCCAGCGAUCCUGCAACGGUCUGCAAGGGUAUAAGGAGUUCCAUGUUCCUGACCAGAUGACCGUGCAGGGCAUCUACGACACCGACGUGGAGACCUACACCUUCAGCGCCAUGGAGGAGUACCGAUCUUACCUGGAGGACAAGUCCUCCGUGACGUCUGCCAAGGCCAUGUUUCAGCAGGAGAUGAACAAGGCUCAGGGAACCGGGGCGGGCGGAGGCGCCUUCGGGCUGCUCUUUUCUGUCGGGGGCGGUUCAUCGUCGGCCAGCGGCAGCGACAGCCAGACGUCUGGGUUCACAGGCACCUCGCUGGCUAGCGCCGAACUAAGUGAAGGUGAAUCAAAAACCUUCAUGUCCAUGCUGGAACUGAACGUCUUCAGGUAUGAGAUUUUCCUGGACUUCGUGAAACCUGAAGAUUUGAACUUGGCUGCUCUGCGCGAUUUCCUGAAACUCCCGAAGUCCUACUUCAACAUUGGGGCUGAUCGGAUGUACAAUAACUACAUCCUGCGCUGGGGAACACACUACAUCACCUCUGCCAUGUUUGGAGGACAGCUCAAGAUCAUCAAGACCAAGCAGGUAACUGACGACACCUCGAUUGAGAGCUUCGCCAUGGCCGCCCAGACGGAGUACAAGAAAAUGCUCAGCACCUACUCCGCUAAGGAGACGAUGACGAAGUCCAGUAGCUGGUUUCACGAGCAUGAAACCAAAAAUGAGCAAGAAAGUUCGUCAGGAUCGGCAACUGCAGAUACCACAGCUGAAACAUCCGUCGGUGAAACGGCUCGCCGGAACAAGAUGGAGUUCAGCAGCGAACAGAUGCGCGUGCAGGGCGGCGACCAGAAGAUCGCGGGCGCCAUCACGGACCUCUACACAACCUCCUUCGCAAACGACCUGGUCGACUGGCUAGACUCCAUCGAGGAGUUCCCUAAAGCUUUCGAGUUCACCAUGAAGCCCAUCGCCGAUCUGUUCGACAUGAAUUUCGACCUACUCUUCCCCAACGGAGUGACGGACCUGGGCUGCUUCGGAAGAACUACACUCCGCGAAGAUUCGCACGGGAGGAAUUACUACACCCAGGCGGUACAAGUUGGAAACGGCUCCACAAUCGAGGAAGUUCGCUACUGUGACUUCAGCUCUCAGGACGACAUGAGGGAGGGCUUGAUCAAUCGGCGGUUGGCUCUUAACCGCGCAGUAGCCGUGUAUCUGGAGGAGGGGAAAUUCACCGCGAAGGACUUCUCCAUUCCUGCUGGAGAGCCCGGAUGUGAGACCGCUGAGCUGGUGCUUCUGGAGGGUUCUAACGACGGAGCUCCUAGCUGGCAGGAAAUGAUCAGCGGCCAGGAAUUCACCGUCGUCUUCGACAUGCCGUACAACAUCCCCAACUUCAUCCAGGCCAAGGCGUCCCUGAACGUGGAGUUCAGGCACAACAGGUGGCUGGCCAUCCGGGAGGGCUUCAGGCCGCAUCUGUACGACGGGCAUCGCAACGGCGGCAGCGGCGACGUCACCGGGAACAGGAUAAGCGUGGGAGGUUUGGUCAUGACGUACGACGAGGUUACUGGUCUGCUGACUGUGACGGAAGCGGACUUCGACUCGUCAGCACGGAUCAUUCCCGACCUGCCUCCCUGGGUGAACGGCCUGACUGUAGCCCGGGCGGAGUACAAGUCACUGCUGCAACAACUCAGCACCCACCAGAGUGAGACCAGGGGGCACAUGCCUUGCAACUUAAAGUGGUCCAACGCUCAUCGCAUCGACCCGACCGAUGGGGGGAAGUGCAUCCACUUCACCGCCGCAUCGCUCGGUGACAUGUACGUGGUGUUCUCCGGCGUCCCCGACAACCACGAGACCUGGGUCUACCUGGAGAUUUCUCCUCGCGGUGUGGCGGUCUACAAGCGUAUGCGUCUGGAAGUGACGCAGCUGACACGUGGUGCGGCAGGGCUGGGGUCGGACCUGCUCUACCAGUCCUUCUUCGUGUGCGUCACAGAAGACCUUGCGUCGGGCACAACAACCGUACAGUACGGCAAAACACCCGAGAAUGAGGAAAUCGCUAACGUCUGGCUGGACUACCAGUUCAACGAAAUUUACAGUCUUCAUUACUACGCCUUCGGCGCCGGCACGGAGGAGGCCAAGUUCAUGGGAGUAACUCAACUGGAAAAGCUCCCCGAUGAGUUCAUCAUCUGCCAGGAGGGAACGCACAAGGAGAACGGGCACUGCGUGCAGUCGUGCCACCCGGAGUGCGACGGCUGCAGGACUACUGGUUCAGACGACCCACGCGACUGCAUUGCGUGCCAGAACAUGAAAGUGUCGUACCCGCUGAUCGGUUCUGCCGUGGGCGACUUUGAGUGCGUGGCAGUCUGUCCUUCUACUAUGAGAGUAGUGGCUGGCACCACCAAUUGUGAAUGUAUAAAGCGUAUGCAUCAGGAUACUGCUGAGGGUGUGUUGCACGUGUGCGUGGCGACCUGUCCUCUCACCCACUAUGACGACAGCGGCAUCUGCAGGGAGUGCAGCAGCUUCUGCCACGACGUGAGUGGUGACGGGGACAAUGUGUGCACCGGGCCUGCGCCCGAACAGUGCCACACGUGCAUCUACGUGGCGAACGACGGGAGCUGCACGUCCGGCUGUGACCCCGGCGAGAAGGCCGUUCCCGACGCGUCGGGCGACACCUUCACCUGCCAACCCUGCCGGCCCGGCUACAGGUGCGUCAACGGAGACGAGCUGGAGGAGAUCUGCCCGGCGGGAACCUACAGUAACACGGAGGGGACGGCCUGCGACCCGUGCGCAGCGGGAGAGUUCAGCGACAGACGCACAGCCUGUGAGCCGUGUCCAGCGGGAGAAUUCAGCACCCAGAGCAGCUCGACCAGCUGCCAGACCUGCCCGGCGGGGCAGUACAGCGGCUCCCCCGGCUCCACGAGCUGCCAGAUCUGCCCGGCGGGACAAUACAGCGGCUCCCCCGGCUCCACGAGCUGCACCGUCUGCCCGGCAGGACGGUACAGCCCCAGUCCAGGGUCUACGAGCUGCACGAUCUGCCCGGCAGACACCUACAGCAGCUCCGCCGGGUCCACUAGCUGCACGCAAUGCCCGACUGGGACCGGGAGUGCAGCGGGAUCAACUUCCUGCAGCAGUACUGACGAGUGCGCAUCCAACCCUUGCACACACGGGACAUGCCAAGACCUCACUGACGCAUACUCUUGCACUUGCAACACGGGAUGGACGGGGGUUAGAUGUGACCAAGCGGACUACUCCUGUGGGAAUCCCGACCUAAUCAGUGGAGACCUCGGUACUAUUACCUCCCCUGCUUACCCGAACAACUACAACGACAACGCCCGCUGUUCCUGGACGAUAACUGUCAGUACUGGCAAGCGGGCCGCCAUCAGGUUUACAGAUAUCGACAUUGAGUCACAAUCCACCUGUAGUUACGACUCCCUGACGGCGUAUCAGGGCACAUCUGCCAGCGGCACACAGCUUGGCAAAUUCUGCGGUUCUUCAGGUCGGUCAGUCCUGUCUGGUACGAGAGAGAUGCACCUUGUCUUCACCUCAGACGGUUCAGUAACCCAAGGCGGAUUUUCCAUUCAGUAUGCAGGAGUUACCAAUCUUGCGCUGUCGCGGAGCACAUUGCAAUCCUCCACCGAAGGUACCGGAUAUUCCUCCCGAGCUGUGGAUGGGUCCGACGGAAGCGGCAUUUACAACUCUAAUUCAUGCACACAUACAACAACCCAGACCAACCCAUGGUGGCGGGUUGAUCUGGGCAGUACCCGAACCAUCUUUCUUGUCAAUGUGUUCAACCGUGUCGACUGCUGCAGCGAUAGGCUAAACCCUUUCUAUGUGCACGUUGGUGGCAGUCCGACCGUAACCAGUAAUCCAAAUUGCGGCGGCCAACGGUCCGUCGUGUCAGGGUCCCUUCAGACUGUGUCGUGCGACGGUCAGCAGGGCCGGUACGUCGGGGUAGCUCUGCAAGGAACCAGCCGCAUCCUGACCCUGUGCGAGGUGAAAGUCUUCGGCUUCUAGGACCUCAGCUGCCAAGUUCUUCAAGACUGAAGCAACUGGAGCAAGACCCAAUAUGGAACCCUGUUUGUUUACUCGUUUAUCUCAUUUCUAGGACAUAGAAAUCAGUGUCUAUCAAAUUAAAAAUUUAUGUAGCAGAACACCCUGCAUGCUCGCGUCGACAACUACACAAUAGAAUGUUUUUCUUUCACACCUCUCUUCUCCAGAUAUUUCUGUCGGCGUCGUUUAAUUGUUUAAAACACAUUACCGAGAAAUCCUAGAAAUGAGAUAAAUGUAGGAGAUAAAUAAUCCAUUGAGUUUGAUACAACCUUUACUUCAUGAAUUUCACCAGAGUAAACUUUCACCGUUUGGACAAGUACAGAGAUUCCCAUGCACAAAAAAGCGUCUUUUACUCAAGUGUCAAGAUUAAAGUAAAGAGGACUAGAAGAUGUUAGACUGUUCAAAGAACUGUUAGAUUUAAUUGGAAUCACCAAACAUAUUAAAGCAAAGUAUUGCCAGUUCCAGUGUCCAAAAUGAUAAAAUUUAAUUUAGAAAUGGUCGCUAAAACACAACAUAUUGGAGAAAGGGAAUACUUAUCAAUUCAAAAUCCUGAUGACAGUUCUUAUCAAGCCCUGUAUCCGAAAUUGGGUUGUUUCAAAUUCGAUUGGUACGACGGCAACUGCAAUACAAUGUUGGGACAACCGUACACAACGACAUCUUUUUUGUUGUUGUUAUUUUUAAAUAUUGGAGCCUUUUAAAAUGGCAUAGUCGACGAUAUCUGGAUGCCAACUGUGUGCGAAGUUACUACCAAUGUAAAUCUACUAAAGAAACAGACGAGACGAAAUUUUUAUUGUUGUACAUCGGGUCCCAGCAUUGUAUUUAGAAAGAAAUAUAUUUGGUACGAUAUUAGCCCGGUCGUAGCAGGUUCAUGCCUUGGGUAACUUGGCACGGGCGUUCUUACUUAUCAUCAUGCACUGAGCUACACUUCCGUAAGCAGUAAGCCUGUUCAUGGUUUGAACUGCGCACGCAUGAACGAGGUCAACGGUGAUAACACAACUUGUAAACAGUUCUUGUCAAGACCAUGUUUGAUACCAUGCCCAGACGUGUUUUGUUUAUGUCUCAGUGGCCACUGCGUAUGCGCACUUAAAACCACAAAUCAGCUUAUACUACCCAAUGGCUUGGUUACCUUGUUAUGACAUGGGUUUUAAGAUGUUUUCAUUCUAUUAUGGUUCAAUGAUUUAAUGUAAUCAAUUCACUGAAUAUAAAUUAAAGUACUAGUUGGCAUCAUGGUUACUCAAUGACGGCAGUUGUCUGAUAUCCCGUCACCAUGUUGCCCGUUUGUAGCACUCAGGUCUACUUGUGUUUCAACCAUCAUAAUUACGGAAUCAUAACAUCACAGAUAUGUCAGCUAACACAUCAUGAAAUUGACAGUCAGACUAUGAAUGAAACCAAUGCUUUUUACUUAAUAAAUUUUCGCGUAAUAAAGAUCUUAGUUUGAGACAUUUUGAUGGUUGAGGUGCGGGUAUUUUCCACCUGAUAAGGAUAAUGAAUAGCCAAGAUGUUAUUUGUUUUCAAAGAAUACAAUGUAUGAGUUAUGACAUUUAACUAUAAAGCAACAUAUGUUGAAGAUAUUUUAAAGCUGACGUUGAGAUACAUUCACAUAAUAAUCACUUCACAAGUAAUAUGACUAAUAACAUACAAUCUGCCAUCAUGUUCAUUUCCGGACCUUAUUGCUCAAGGGAAAUCAAUACUAAGUAAGACGUCAUCACAUGGCCACCUUAGGCUAAAGUUUACUUUUCUUCUUUUGAUCAACAAUUGACUUGUUUGGCGCAGUAUUAUUUGAACACCAAUAUUAGCAAUUUCUUAAAACUAUAACAGCAUUAUAGCCACGUUUUCCAUAUUAAAAGAGAACAUCAAUAAUAUAGAUUAAGUAUGGCUAAGUGAAGAUUUAAGUUUUGUCUUGAUUAAUUUAGUUUGAAUAAACCUGCAUUUGCCGUCAA